Messenger RNA from Rhizophagus irregularis DAOM 181602=DAOM 197198, 816 nucleotides. Lineage: Eukaryota; Fungi; Glomeromycota; Glomeromycetes; Glomerales; Glomeraceae. The record is from RefSeq and is a predicted model, not a curated record.
UUAUUUUAUUUAUAUUAUUUUGAAGAUUAAUUUAAUUGAUUACUAAUUUUCUUAUUUAUUAUUAUUUAGUAUGAUAUUCUUUAUUUUACCUAUUGUAAUAAAUAUUUUAUUUGCCAUAAAUAUUUUUGUAUCUGAAAUGGCAACAAAUCCUUUGUUCUCUAAAUGGAUUAAAGAGUCUCUGGCAUUAUCAUCAAUGUGCACAUUAUUUUCAGCCAUUGAUAUACAAAUAUUAAGCACUUUAUCAUCGGAUUUAUUUGGCCUUAAAAUAUUUUCGAUUCCUUUGACUCAAAGAUCAAAAAAAAUAAUGCUUUGGGGUAGUAUCAUAAACAUCUUUAUUGAAGAUGUACCUCAAAUCAUUAUCCAAGGGCUAUAUUACAAUAGUGUGAUAACAUAUGAUCUUAUUCCAUCUCUUGCGAUUGCAUCUGGUGGAUUAAUUAUAUUAAAUAAAUUAAUUUUAAGAUCAUAUCAUGCGUUGAUAAGAUGGAUUCAUCGACGUGAUAAAAUUAAUGAAUAUAAUAAAAAUCGACGUUUAUCCGCCGCAUCCAUAAGAUCCAUAAGGUCGAAUUUUGGGAAUUAAAACAGAGGAAAAGAUCUUGCCUCUAAUUAGACGAAAAAAAUAUAGGGAUUGUACACAGCAAAAAUCUCUUUCACUGGUUAUUAUUAUUACAGGUUUUAAAAGUAGAUUAAAUCAGAAGUAUGAAGUGUCAAUUCAUAGAAUAUGAAUAAUAAUGAUAGAAUAUGAGUAAUAAUGAACAUUAUUUUAGUAAAUAGAUUGUAAAUAUUUUAAUUUUUUAAGUAUUAUUAAUCUAAUAAAAU